GUAUUCCCCAAUGCGGGGCAUUGUCUUUACACCUAUCACAUCUCAAAAAAAUUGAAGAUGCGUUAUAAAACAGAAGCACAGGCAGUAAAGGAGGAGUUUUAUGCAGCAGCGAGGGCCCAUACAGUAGAGGAGUUCGAUAAGCAUAUAACACAUACAAAUAAGUUGAAUCAACAUGUGGUACCAUAUGUAGAAGAAAUUGGAUUUCAAAAGUGGGCAUGGGUUCACUGUCCCAAUAAUAGAUAUUUUACUAUGACAUCUAACUCUGCUGAGUCAAUAAAUGCUGCCAUACGAUCCGUCCAUGAUCUACCGAUAACACCACUACUAGAGGCGCUUAGAGAUAUGCAACAAAGGUGGAAUGUGGAAAACAAAGAUGAAACGAAGGACACUUUUACUCCUCUUGCAAAGAAGCCACAUAGGUGGUUGGAAACGAAUUACCAAAUGGCAGCAAGAUAUUCAGUGAGUU
This is a messenger RNA of Striga hermonthica, 463 nucleotides long. Lineage: Eukaryota; Viridiplantae; Streptophyta; Magnoliopsida; Lamiales; Orobanchaceae. The record is from the annotation of a GenBank genome assembly.